This is a messenger RNA of Vitrella brassicaformis, 1448 nucleotides long. The record is from the annotation of a GenBank genome assembly. NCBI's taxonomy places the organism in Eukaryota, Vitrellaceae.
CGCAGAGAAGGAUGUAUGUCGGUGGAAUGCAGGCCGAUGUUUUGAUCACUGUCAUCUCAUCUGAGCGGCGCUGACCAUCAGCCAAACUGACAGACAGGCAAGCAAACAGACAGGCAGAGGAAGGCAGACACUGUAAGCGGGCAGCAGGGCAGACGAGAUGCAGAGAAACAAACAAAGAGAACGACGUUUGGAACUGCGGCUGUGUUCGUGUUGGUGUGUUUGUCAGUGGUGGUGAGCUGUGAGGUUUUGUAGCGACUUAGUAGCGACAGCUCAGAUGGCUGACGGCGGGUUGAUGGACUUAGACAAACAUGACGGCCCGGCCGCCUCUGCUGCUGCAGGUCACACACACCACCUCCACACACACGCACCGGUGUGACUGACCGGCCGCACACUGUGCUCAGGUGGGCAGGGCGGCGGGCCGAACGGCGGCGGUAGCUCUCGUGAUAUUCUGCAGAAGAUACGUUUGAUGCGUUCGGUAAGGAGGAGAGAGAAGAGGUCUACACAUGACAUGCAGCAAGGAGUGCCAUUCGCUGUGUUUGCAUUUGCUUGCAGUUCGUGCCUCAGUUUGCGUCUGAUCUUGAGCGGGCAGAGAACAUCAUAGCCACACACACCGACAAUAAAUCACAGGUCCACACGGAACACCACACACAGCCGAACAGCGGCACUCAGUUGUCAUUCACCGGGCUGUCUGUGGCCUGCAGGAUGGUGCCUUGCUGGCCGGCAGCCUGUCGUCCAUUCUGGACGUCCUCACUGACGCUCAAUCGGCCCUCAACAAGCAGCUGACAGAGACGUCGACUGACCACAUAACCCAUAAAACACAUGUACGAUUGGGACGACAAGUGGAGGGCUCACACAGGGCGAUCGUUCCCUGGCCUGUCUGUCUGUCUGUCUGUGUCAGGGCAAUGCGACUGACAGUGGGGCGUUCGAGUCUGAGGGUCUGGAUCAGACCGAUGAUGGCGCACAGCACAGCAAGGCGGUAUCACCAACAGGCCGAACCACACAUAUGGGUGGACACCGUUACGUCACGUGUUCAGGUGGCUGUUGGUGACGAUGGCAAGCGUAGCCGUGUAGACACGCCGGCUGCUGCUGCGAGUAGUGGAGGUACCCACACACACUGAUGGGGUGCAAACACGUGACAACGUCCGUGUAUGGCGGUGCUGUGUGGUGCCUUCAGCAGGUUCGGUUGGUGGGUGUGUUGGUGCAGCAGCGACACAGCAGCAGGGCGCCCGCUCAGAGGUGACACACACGCACGCGAAAGCUUAUAUGGCGGUCGCUGCUCUCACGUUUCUCAACCUAUGUGUCAGAAGGACCACGGCCGUCCGUGUCUGUCGGGUCUGCCUGCAGCCGUCAUGGGCCACAUGGGUUCCUUCUUGACCACCAUCGACAACAUCCGCCGCCUCUCGCGCGUCAACAGGGAGACCUACAUGAAGGCCACCGACCAGACGUAG